This is a messenger RNA of Bombina bombina (fire-bellied toad), 1968 nucleotides long. RefSeq names its product ceramide synthase 1 (gene CERS1). Lineage: Eukaryota; Metazoa; Chordata; Amphibia; Anura; Bombinatoridae. Gene Ontology annotation, molecular function: sphingosine N-acyltransferase activity. Gene Ontology annotation, biological process: ceramide biosynthetic process. The transcript is spliced from 7 exons. Gene Ontology annotation, cellular component: membrane. Bases 563 to 1648 code for a protein of 361 amino acids. The record is from RefSeq and is a predicted model, not a curated record.
GCUAUCUGCACACACAGCAGGCAGCAGUCUCUCUCUCCUUCUUGUAGGACCUGCCCUGCUGCACUAGAUUCUUCACUCCUGGGGGAGGGAGGGAAGAUUCACUGCACCACCUGCCCUCACUCUAGCACUGGAAGAGCCCAGGUCGACUGCAGUUCUUCCUUCCCCCUCUUCUCAUCUGCAUAGCCCUGUUAGCAACUGGAGCUGUCCCCCAUCACCCUAUUCUGCAUGAUCUUUCCUUAGCAUUCCAUACAACAGAUACACAAGGCCCAGUAAAUGCUUCUUAGACUCAUGUCCCUACUGGAGCACUGAUUUGCCUUGUUAGUAGCACUUUUGAGAGAAGCAGCUGAAGGAUUACAUUGAAUUAUUCACGUUCAGAAUUUCCCUUCCUAUGUCAAAGGAUGUGUUUUAGCUCACUUACUUCACCAGCUAAUGCCACACUAAUGAAGAAUAGGUAAGAUUAUUGCAAUACACUAUCUUCAAUACUCUCACCACAGAACUCAAGCCAAAGAACUGGACCCGCUUUAAGAAGACUAUUUUGUUACCUAUCUCUAUUUUGCCAAACAUGGAUGAAAAGCAGAGAACACAUAUUCUCCAGUUGCCACCCUCUCCUGGGUACUAUGAGCUGAUGCUCCAGAGUGGGGAGAGAUUCCUUAGUACCUUGCAGGAAUGCAAAGACUGUGGCUGGCAGCUGUCUUUAAGCACUUUGCAGGCGCAUGCCAGAGUGACCUGGAUAGAGCUACUAUGCCUUGUGCUUUGUGCUGUGGCUUGGACUGGCAUUCGAAGGGCAGCAGCUACUUGGAUCUUUCAGCCUUUUGCUGAAUGGUGCCACGUGCAGCCUAAAGAAGCUGAGAAGGUUCCAGAGAGUGCCUGGAAGCUAUUAUUCUACAGUGUAUCCUGGUCCUACAGCUUAUACCUCUUGUUCAGCACUGAAUACACCUUCUUCCAUGAGCCAGCUACUUCCUUUCAUGGUUGGAAGGCGGGAGUGGAGGUACCCAUAGAUAUUGCUAUAGCAUAUCUCAUACAGGGAAGCUUCUAUGCCCACUCUAUAUAUGCUACAUUAUAUAUGGAUUCAUGGAGAAAAGAUUCUGUCGUAAUGAUGCUGCAUCACCUGGUUACAUUUACACUCAUCACUUUCUCGUAUGCUUUCAGGUACCACAACAUUGGGAUUCUAGUUCUGUUUUUACAUGAUUUUAAUGACAUCCAGCUGGAAUUCACUAAGCUCAACGUCUACUUUAAAACCCGCGGUGGGAAAUACCACAGAGUGAAUGACAUAAUAUCAGAUAUUGGGUGUGUCACAUUCGGUGUCAGCUGGUUCUGGUUCCGGCUAUACUGGUUUCCUCAGAAAGUUCUCUAUGCCACUUGCUAUUCCAGCCUUGAAUCCAACCCAAACAUCCCUUUCUAUUUUUUCUUUAACAUCCUGCUCUUUGCGCUAACACUGAUGAAUAUUUAUUGGUUUCUGUACAUAGUAAUGUUUGUUGGGAAGGUGCUGACGGGACGAGUUCAGGAAGUGAAUGACGUUAGAGAAUAUGAUGUUGCUGAAGAUCACAAAGUAUAUUCCUCAGCAGCUAACAGAACCCACAGACACAAGGACGGUUUAAGCAAUGGGCAAUCCUUGUCUAAUGGAUUUUUGAAGAAGAAACAGAAAUAAAAGAUCUCUCACUUCCAAUCACAUCUGCAAUCCAAAAUUGUUUCCCAAAAAGAACUGUGCAUCCUCUCUGCAUUCACAAAUUCAUCAGUGGACUGAUUUUUAUUCUCAUAUUUCCUUUUUUUUAAUUUUUUAACUUUUAUUUUGUAACUUUUAGAGUUUAAACAAAUUGAUUUUGCAUUCUAAAUGGGACUGCCAGGUUCUCUGCCGGUCUGUUCAAUGUAUUGUGUUUAAUAGAACCUUACUAAUUUGAGAGCACACCACCUGCUGAUUGUAAGAAGUUUAACAAUGUUAUGAUUUCUAUUAUACGUAACUGACUAAAA